GAGAAGUAACCCAUUUCUCCAACCCGAGACACCAGAAAACCAAACCCGUAUCCUUUUCUUUUCCGCUCUCCAGUCUCCUCUAUCGGAAACACAGAAGAAAACAACUAAAAUCCAAAACAAAAAUGAACCAGAAUCUCCAUUAACAGCGAUCAUGAUCCCCUUUUCUAAACCCCCAUAAUUCCCAGCAAACAAUAACAAAAACCCAGCAACACAUUUUCCCAAAUGCACCAUCUUUGACUUCUUUUUUCAAAAUUCUCCAAAUCGAACCCAAAAUCAAUGGCUGGUUCUUCUCUAAGGGACACCCUUUUCCAGCGCACACUGGAGGACCUGAUCAAAGGCCUCCGCAUGAGCUUCAUCGGCGAGACCGCCUUCAUCUCCAAAGCCAUGGACGAGAUCCGCCGCGAGAUCAAGUCCACCGACCCCUACAUCAAGGCCGUCGCCCUCCAAAAGCUGUCGUAUCUCAGCUCCCUCCACUUCUACGGCAUGUCCUUCGCCGCCUUCCACGUCGUCGAGCUCCUCUCCUCCACCCGCUUCUCCCACAAGCGGAUCGCCUACCACUGCGCUUCCCACUCCUUCAACGACACAACGCCCGUCCUCGUCCUCAUCACGAACCAGCUCCGAAAAGAUCUUUCUAGCACGAACGAGUACGAGGUAAGCCUUGCCUUAGAAUGUCUUUCUAGAAUUGCCACUGUUGAUUUGGCUAGAGAUUUGACUCCUGAGAUUUACACCCUUUUGUCGAGUAGUAAAGUUUUGGUUAGAAAGAAGGCGAUUGGUGUGAUUUUGAGGGUUUUUGAGAAAUACCCAGAUGCCGCCAGGGUUUGUUUUAAGCGUUUGGUUGAGAAUUUACACGUUUCUGAUACUCAGAUUUUGUCUGCGGCUGUUGGGGUCUUUUGUGAGCUCACUUCCAAAGACCCCAGAUCGUAUCUUCCAUUAGCGCCCGAGUUUUAUAAGAUUUUGGUUGACUGUAAGAACAAUUGGGUGUUGAUUAAGGUGCUAAAGAUAUUCGCAAAGUUGGCGCCUCUCGAACCAAGGCUGGCCAAGAGGGUUGUUGAGCCGAUUUGCGAUCAUAUGAGAAGGACCGGAGCGAAGUCAUUGGUGUUCGAGUGCGUUAGGACGGUGGUGACUAGCUUUGGUGAUUAUGAUUCUGCAGUGAGGCUUGCGAUUGCCAAGGUUCGGGAGUUUUUGGUUGAUGAUGAUCCGAAUCUUAUGUAUCUUGCGCUGCAGGCACUUUCGGUGGCUGCGCCGAAGCACUUGUGGGCGGUGUUGGAGAACAAGGAGGUUGUUAUUAAGUCUUUGAGUGAUCUUGAUCCGAAUAUUAAGCUCGAGUCCUUGCGGCUAAUAAUGGCGAUGGUGUCUGAGGGUAAAGUGACUGAAAUUUCCAGGGUUUUGCUCAAUUAUGCUCUUAAAUCUGACCCUGAGUUCUGCAAUGAGAUUCUGGGGUCGAUUUUAUCAACUUGUUGUAGGAAUGUAUAUGAGGUCAUCAUCGAUUUUGAUUGGUAUGUUAUGACCUUGGGAGAAAUGUCGAGGAUCCCGCAUUGCCGAAAGGGAGAUGAAAUUGAGAGGCAGCUUAUUGAUAUCGGUAUGAGGGUGAAGGACGUAAGGCCAGAGGUUGUUCGCGUCGGUCGUGAUUUGCUGAUUGAUCCUUCAUUACUUGGUAACCCUUUCUUACACAGAAUAUUAUCUGCUGCUGCUUGGGUUUCAGGGGAAUAUGUUGAGUUCUCAAGAAAUCCAUUAGAACUAAUGGAGGCACUUAUACAACCUCGUACAAAUCUCUUGCCGUCAUCGAUAAGAGCAGUAUAUAUACAGUCUGCCUUUAAAACAUUGAUUUUUUGUCUAAAUUCUUACUUCUCGCAAUCGGAGAUAAUUUCUUCCACCUCAUGUCUUGAUAGUUUGGUGACGCCCGCGUCACAGUUCGUACCUGGAAGAGAUUUUCAGGAAGGUUCUGAUUUGGCAACAAAUAAUGCUUCUGCACAGAAUGAACAGGAGGAAGGCUUUAAUCCAAGGGUUUUAAAUCGAUCAUCUGAUGAUAUCUCUGGAGAUGAUGGUGAGGAGAUUGGUGGUGCUUUUUGUGGUCAGACAUCUCGUCUGGCUUCAUUGGAGAUGAAUGUUUUGACUGAUGAAUCUGUAACGAACGUGUUAAAUAAAAUCGAAUUGGCGAUUGGUCCACUAUUAGGUAGUCAUGAUGUAGAAAUACUUGAAAGAGCACGGAAUUUGCUUUCCUUCAUUGAGUUGAUUAGGAAAGAUAUAGCAAAUUUUUCAAGUCAGAUGGAAGAAACUUUGCCAAGGGAUGAAACAGAAGCUUUCAAAAUCAUCAAAAUGAUGCAAGAUGCCUUUUCUGAUGAGCUUGGUCCUGUCUCAGUGACUGCACAAGAAAGAGUUCCCAUACCAGAUGGUUUAGCGCUCAAGGACAAUCUUGAGGACUUGGAAACAAUCCUUCCUGACGUCCAACUACCUUCGUCAAUUUCAUUUUCUCUCGGAAGUGCUCUUCAAGAUGAAACAGCUGGUGUUCCUUUUCCAACAGUUCAGAACAAAGAAGAUUCAGAACCGUCAAAUGAAUCUACUUUUCUGCUUGCAGAACACCGCAAGCGUCACGGGUUGUACUAUCUUCCUUCGGAGAAGAAUGAUGUAUCGAAUGAUUAUCCACCAGCUAAUGACCUAAAAUCACAGGGCAAUGCAGAAGAUCUAGUUAAGCUUACAGAGCAAGCACUUGUUCCAAAGAAAAAGCCAAACCAUGCAAAGCCAAGGCCCGUGGUAGUGAAAUUAGAUGAAGGAGAUGUAGUGCCUAUUGCAGCCAAGCGACAGCCGAAGGAUGAUUUGCUCUCUGAUGCUGUACGUGAAGUUCUUUUACCUAGUGACACCAAAGCCAGUUCAUCACACAAUAAGCCAUUGGAUAGCUCUUCCAUUAAGAAUAAAGGGAAGGAGAAAGUAAAUGUUGAUACUCCCGAGUCGAAAGAAGAUUUGAGUAUAGACAAACAGGAUAAUAGAAACCAAAGUUUAAGAAAAAGCAAGCACCAAUCUCAUGGGAAAGAUAGAAAACACAGAAGUUCAAGGAAUGCUGGUGAUGAAAGGGAGGAAAGGGGCCAGGAGGGGAAGAAAAAGAGUAGUCAUCGUCACAGCAAGAAUAAAGGCCGACAAAGAACGGAUGUACCUCAAAGUGUGAUUCCGCAGACACAAGUGAUUCCAGAUUUCCUUUUGUGACGUGGAAAAAAGGUUCUGAUUUGUUGUUUGUUUUCGUCUGCUGUUGAGUCCUUUGGCUGUUAUCCUUUUAUUUUACCAUCACGAGUGCCAAGGUUAAUUUUACUGUACAUGCUUUUUUCUUAUACAUUUUGUUUCUAUUUGUUUUGUGGUUGCCUUGCACUCUUGAGUUGGUUUUCUAUGUUACACUGAGUUUCAUUUGAGAUACAAAAUUAAAUUUGUUGUAU
This is a messenger RNA of Morus notabilis, 3422 nucleotides long. RefSeq names its product AP-3 complex subunit delta. Gene Ontology annotation, biological process: Golgi to vacuole transport; protein targeting to vacuole. The transcript has a single exon. The record is from RefSeq and is a predicted model, not a curated record. The coding region runs from base 277 to 3198 and encodes 973 amino acids. Gene Ontology annotation, cellular component: AP-3 adaptor complex; membrane coat; endosome membrane. NCBI's taxonomy places the organism in Eukaryota, Viridiplantae, Streptophyta, Magnoliopsida, Rosales, Moraceae.